Molecule: messenger RNA, 2980 nt
Organism: Brachypodium distachyon (stiff brome)
Lineage: Eukaryota; Viridiplantae; Streptophyta; Magnoliopsida; Poales; Poaceae
Product: probable cyclic nucleotide-gated ion channel 20, chloroplastic
Exons: 13
Coding region: 270-2582 (770 amino acids)
Biological process (GO): monoatomic ion transport; transmembrane transport
Cellular component (GO): membrane
Molecular function (GO): monoatomic ion channel activity
Source: RefSeq, a predicted model, not a curated record
CCGGGGUCUCUCCUCUCGCUAUCCCUCCGCUUAGCGGCGAAGCCACAUUAAAAAUGUCUUGAAGCGGGGAAAAAGCUCGCUCGCUCUCUCGGCUGCGCGGAAUCUCUGCCGCGCCUCCGCUGCUGAUUAGGAGCACUCUGGCACCAUCCCGAAGCACGGCUCGCCGGGCCGGUUCGUCUCCUCUGCCCCCAUUUUUCUCUGCGUUUAGUAGGAGUCGAUGAGGGAGCGCUAGGACUCGAUGCUUCCAGAGCAGAGUAAGGAUUAAAAAAAUGGCCGAUCAGGAGAGAGAUGAUAUUCCUAUGUUGCUAAGAAAUAUUGAGCUGCCAAGGUUUCCUAGGAGUACAUCCAUGUGUAUUCCAGUCAGGGAUGAUGAUUACGAAGAAGAAACAUUUGUAUCCCAUACUGGUCCUCUAUUCAGUCAGCCACCAACUCAGACUGCCGCAGCAGGCAAUCUGUUCACAAGCAGACACACACCAGAUAAGCUGCCGCCGCGACACCCCCAGGGGAAACAAGUCAGCAAGCCACAAGCUGUCAUGCCAGAAGAAGCUGGAGGAAACAGGUGGUCUCACAGUGGAGACAUUCCAAAGAAUGAACAUCUGAUGAUGUCUGGACCUUUGGGACAAUGUGAUAACCCUGACUGUGUCAACUGCCCACCUGCAUGCAAAAACAAGAGGCACUUCCAAAAACUUCCAAAUCCUUUUGACAAUAAGCUUCAUAACAUUCUUUACGGUCAUCAUCAAGGGUGGAAGAAUCGAAUUGAGCGUUACCUUUCAUACAUUCCGAUUAUGAACCCACACGCGAAGGUUGUUCAACAUUGGAAUCAAUUCUUUGUGAUAUCAUGCCUGGUUGCCAUUUUCAUCGAUCCCCUGUUUUUCUUCCUAUUGUCAGUAGAGAAGGACAACAAAUGCAUAGUUUUGAAUUGGAAGUUUGCUACAGGGCUUGCUGUUGUGAGAAGUGUUUCUGAUGCUAUUUAUUUUCUGCACAUGCUUCUUCAGUUCAGACUGGCUUAUGUAGCACCAGAGUCACGAGUAGUGGGAGCUGGAGAUUUAGUUGACGAACCAAAGAAAAUUGCAGCUCAUUAUCUUCGAGGAUAUUUUGUACUUGAUUUCUUCGUUGUGCUUCCACUCCCUCAGGUGAUGAUAUUGGUAGUCAUCCCUAAAUAUGUUGGGCUAUCAACGGCAGACAUUGCUAAGAAUUAUUUGCGUGUUACUAUUCUUCUCCAAUAUGUCCCCCGCAUCUUGAGAUUUGUGCCAUUGCUUGGGGGUCGUCAGAAUGCCACUGGAUUCAUAUUUGAGUCAGCAUGGGCUAAUUUUAUGAUUAACCUUCUAAUGUUUGUUUUGGCGGGACAUGUCGUUGGUUCCUGUUGGUACCUCUUCGGAUUACAGAGGGUUAACCAAUGCCUACAAAAUGCUUGUUCUGCAUCAAACAUUCCAUCUUGUGAAGCUCUUCGAGAUUGCGGACGCGACAUUGAUUUUGGGUGGCAGAAUUAUCAAAAUAGGCAGCAAUGGUUAAAUGACUCUGCCUCAACAGAUUGUUUCAAAACUGGAGAUGAUGCUACUUUCCAAUAUGGGAUUUAUCAGCAAGCUGUUUUGCUGGCUACAAAACGCAGUGCUGUAAAGCGUUACAUAUAUUCAUUAUUUUGGGGGUUUCAGCAAAUAAGCACUUUAGCUGGAAAUCUUGUCCCGAGUUACUUUGAAGGAGAAGUACUCUUUACGAUGGCUAUUGUUGGUUUGGGAUUGUUACUUUUUGCAUUACUUAUCGGGAACAUGCAAAAUUUUCUCCAAGCUCUUGGAAGCCGGAAACUAGAAAUGCAACUUAGACGGCGUGAUGUUGAGCAGUGGAUGAGCCACAGACGACUGCCUGAAGAUCUGAGAAGGAGGGUUAGACAUGCAGAAAGGUUCACCUGGGCAGCUACCCAAGGAGUAAAUGAAGAGGAGCUUUUAAGCAAUUUACCAGAAAAUAUCCAAAGGGACAUACGCCGACAUUUCUUUAGAUUCCUUAAUAAGGUCCGGUUGUUCACCUUGAUGGACUGGCCUAUCUUGGAUGCUAUAUGUGACAAAUUAAGACAGAACUUAUAUAUCAGUGGAAGUGACAUUCUUUAUCAAGGUGGUCCUGUUGACAAAAUGGUCUUCAUAGUGAGAGGUAAGCUAGAAAGCAUCAGUGCAGAUGGAAGCACGGCUCCAUUACAUGACGGAGAUGUAUGUGGAGAGGAACUCCUCACAUGGUACUUGGAACACUCUUCAGCAAAUAGAGAUGGUGGGAAAAUCAAAUUUCAUGGUAUGCGCUUGGUUGCUAUACGUACUGUGAGAUGUUUAACAAAUGUCGAAGCUUUUAUACUCAGAGCAAGUGAUCUUGAAGAAGUUACUUCACAAUUUGCACGAUUCUUGCGCAAUCCGCGAGUGCAGGGGGCAAUCAGGUAUGAAUCGCCCUACUGGAGGACCAUUGCCGCUGCGCGCAUCCAAGUUGCCUGGAGGUAUCGUAGAAGGCGACUGAAGCGAGCCGAAAGGUCAAGGUUGAGUGAAGAAUCUAAUCGUAUCCCGGGAUGGUCAGAUCAUGCUUUUCAGCAUGGACAGAGGGGGUGACUGUCUGCUUAAGUAGGCACUGACUGUUGGUUACAGUUGUACAUCUAGAGCUGCUAGAGAUCCUGGAUCCCUGUCUAUGCACUUGAUGAAACCUGUGGCGCUACGAUUUUGUAGGCUUUCCAGAUCUGUGAUCUCGUAGCUCCCGAUCUGGGGAACUAACCUCCUGUAUAUACUGAGGUGCCAGUUUUUACAAGCGUAGCUGUUUUUGGUUUUGGCAUGAAACGUCUCUGUUAAAAUCCUAGGUGCAAUUACAGACUUGUGGCUCGGCUCCAGUCAAUUGCUGAUUUGCUGAUUAGAUCACCAAGCCGGACAUCUGCAUGAGAUGCUGAAAAGUGAACUUGCCAGGUGUUGGAUUGUUUCGAAGUGCCGUGAAUAGCAUAAACCUCUGUUCUGAAUUC